AUGGCUCCCCACUCGUUCUUCGUAUAUACCUUCCUAACCUUCUCCUUAUCGUUCCAUGGAAUCGCGGCCCUCGAGUACCGAGUGAUCAACGUCGCUGCCGCCACUCCAGGCGGCAUCCGUUUCAACAAUAAGAUCGGAAAUCCCUUCACGAAGCAAAUAAUGGGCACCAUUAACAACUACAUAUGGUCUGCGAUCUUCCAACAAAACGACCCCUCCGACCAAAAGCAAGUAGAUUCCGUCAACACGUACAUCGUAGAGUUCGAUGAAGCCGCGGGGAUCGCGUGGGGCAAUAACAAUAUCAAUGUUAGUUCGAGUUAUAUAAAUGGGCUAGUGGGGGACUUGAAAUGGCAAUUCACGUCGCUUAUGUUGCAUGAGAUGACCCAUGUGUUUCAAUGGAAUGGUGAAGGUACGACGCCUUCAGGGUUGAUAGAAGGGAUCGCGGACUAUACGGUUCUAAGAGCAAACCACACGCAAUGGGGGUUUGCAAAUCCGGGGGAUGGGGAUAGGUGGGACAAAGGGUAUGCUGUGACAGCCCGGUUUCUUGAGUAUUGUGACGGGAUCACCCCGGCCUUUGUGGCGAAACUUAAUAAGUUGAUGAGGGUUACUUAUGACGUUAAGUAUUUUGAAGACUUGACGGGAAAACCCGUUGACCAACUAUGGCAGGAUUACAAGGCUAAAUAUGGACAUUGA
Molecule: messenger RNA, 690 nt
Organism: Cynara cardunculus var. scolymus (artichoke)
Lineage: Eukaryota; Viridiplantae; Streptophyta; Magnoliopsida; Asterales; Asteraceae
Exons: 1
Coding region: 1-690 (229 amino acids)
Source: RefSeq, a predicted model, not a curated record